This is a messenger RNA of Parnassius mnemosyne (clouded apollo), 4562 nucleotides long. The record is from the annotation of a GenBank genome assembly. NCBI's taxonomy places the organism in Eukaryota, Metazoa, Arthropoda, Insecta, Lepidoptera, Papilionidae.
AUUCUUUAGGGUUAUAAUAUAUGUACUGUUAUUGGAUGUGUUUCGGAGUUUUUAGUGAUUGUUUUUGUUUUGCGACCCAGUUUACUACUACGGACAUUGAUUUAUUGCUUCUCUGUUGACCCUCUGUUUGUUAUAUGGUUUAUAAUACAAGAAAUGUCUAAUGAUAGUGCUCUUGCACGCGGAGAUCACAAACUCCAGCAUUGCCAUGAUAGUAAUGUUUGUGUUAGCUGUAGGACAUCUUUGUUUAGGUGUGCUCACUCUAUUCCCGAGGGUGCCGAAAGGCAAUAUAUUGCUGAAACAAUUACUCCAAGAGAGAUACCUGAAGGUGCUUUAAUAUGUUUUGCUUGUUGGGUACAUACUUGGCGUACAAUACAACAACAAGGAAUCAUAGCAGCUUCUACUGUUGUUAUGAAUAUGAAUGUAUGUGUAUGGUGCCGAUGGUCUCUUGCCCAGACACACAGCCACUCCAUACCUGAAGGACCUGAACGGACCAUAAUAACAGAAACAAUAUAUCCAAGAGAGAUUCCACCAGGCGGACUGGUUUUCUAUGCUUGUUGGGUAGCAAUAUGUAAAAAUGUGGAGCAUGCUACAAGGAUUGAGGAUAAUCGGCAAACUCCAACCCCAUCUAGCCUUCACCAAGACUAAUGUAUGCAUGGUGUAGAAUGUCUCUACACUGAAGGCUAACACACAUGGCUAGUGGUCCUGUAAGAGAUAAAGUUGCAGCAAGAAUUUACCCAAAUCAGUUACCAGAACAUGUGCUUAUUUGUUCCAACUGUUGGACACAUGCACAGGAAAAUAUAGGAAUAGAGCAAGAAGUUGUGCAACAAAUUGAUAUGCAGACACCAAGUGCAUCAAUAACACUUGAUGGUUUUACACACACAACACAGAAGUGCUCAUUGUUUUGUUCCGGCUUGUAACAAUGUAGAACGAAAUAGAGUGCCGGAAUACUCAAGAAAAAUUAUAUAUAUUUUAUUAUUAUUAUAUAUAAUCAAUCACAGAAUAAAUUAUUUAAUUAAUAGGAAUUUAUUAAUACCCGAGGGCUUGUUUGGAAACAGAGAGGCAAGAGUACCAAUAAUAAUAUGUGAUGGUACCUAUAUAUAUCUUCAAAAAUCAUCCAACUACUUGUUUCAAAAAUAAACUUAUAGCUUGCACAAAUAUAGAAACCUUGUUAAACCUUUUCUCAUUGUUGCCACUGAUGGUUACAUUAUUGAUAUUUUGGGGCCCUAUCCAACAACCAAAUCUGAUUAUGACACCAUGAAAACUUUGUUCCAAAAUGAAAAUGAGGGUCUAAGGGCUUUUUUUUCAGCCCAAUGAUGUUAUAAUUAAUGCCUUCCAUCCAAUGAUUGAAAAUAGACCAAAUGCUGUAGCUAUACUUGCACAAUACAGAGUGAAAAUAUGCUCAACCGUUUAGCAGAAUUUAUAAUUGCUAACCUGAUCAACCGCUUUAGAGCCCAAUUCAUAAAAAUUGAUGGUCAACUUCCAGAGUUAAUUAUUUUGUCUGAGUUGAUACUUUUUGGGCUGGGUACCUAUCAAAUAAAAUUGGCUAGAAGCUAUUUCGGGGAACAUAUUAGGCAACAUGGAUCAUUUCAGGUAGAAGUAUCGGACCAACUGGAAGUAGUAGCAGAAGCAACCCCAUCCCAACUUGAUCCUUUUUUUAAUAAAAGCCUGUAUAAAAACUCGACAGCUCAGGACGAACAUAUUAUACCUACAUAUUGCUGGCAAGGGAAGAAUCAAGUGGGGAUGAUAAAAUAAUUAGCUAUUAUUGUAAUUGUAUCUCCGGACAUCGGACAAUGGGUUGCUGUGCUCAUGUCAUGACCACUGUGUGGUGUUUGGGUUGGGCUCAGUACCAAGAGAGCAUAGAAGCACCGGUGUCAUUCCUGGAUGGAAUAUUAAUAAGGGAUGAUGUGGAAAACGAAUGAAAUCAUAAGUUCCAACAAGUUGUUUUAUUUAUAUACCUCUCAUGACUGAUUUCUCGCGUUUUGAUGUCGCUAAUACUAGGAAUUAUAUAACAUAGAACUUGUUUGAAAAAUUGAUAGUGUUAAGUUGGGACACUGGGCUAGCGUGGUGGAUUACACAGUCCAAUCCCUCACAGAAAGGAAGUAUAUGUCUCAGCAGUGGGAACAUUAUAGGCUGAUUAUGCUGCUCCUGCCUAAUUGAAUUAAAAUAGUUGGUAUCUUCUCAGCUGUUACUGUGUAAUAGGAAUAGUUAACUACUUUAACAAUAACUUGCAGUUGUCAGAUACUGCACAGCUCACUACUCGCCUAUGAAUUAUUGAAGUCCAGAAUAUAUUGAUAGGCACUAAAGAAUGAAGCAGCAGGAAAGUGUUAAUAAACAAAAUAACUUUCAAGCCUUCGUUUCAUUUCGAUAUAACCAAUCUCUAACUACUCUAAUAGGUGAUAUAAGAUGUGCUGCCGCAAUCGAGUUGAAUAUCCUGUAGUCUUAAGUUUAUCGUAUCCAUCCAAGAUUUUCGAAAUUCGUGUUGUUUUAUUUAUUGUUGAUAGUACAAUACACGUCAAUCAAAUGUUAAAUGUCAAAAUGACAUUUCGUGUUUUCUAUACUAAGUCUAUGGUUUUCUCUGUAUGAUCCACCAUCCUUGACUAAGUUAAUUUGAAUGUACAUUGAAACGAAGUGAAAUUAAAGAAAACUAACAAUAAAAAACGGUUACUACAUUAUAUAGCGGUAUUUACAUAUAGUGUACAUAAUGCUAGCCCAGGCUCCAUACAUUUCUGGAACAUCUCCUUUGUAUGGCAGUUUCAUCCCCCUGCCCGUGACCACGGGUGCUGGAAAGCACCCGAAACGUCGGGAAUAUAUAAAAAUAAGUUAAUAUACGCGAUAAAAUCCGUAAAAUUAGUUUUAUUUAAAAAUGUGUAGUGUUCGCGUAAAUAUAAGAAAUCAUGACUUGACAUUGGCAGAAUUCUUAUAAGAGAAGCCAAAAAGUAAAGAAGAAGAAGAAGACACUCGAAAUUUUUCACAGACUGAACUUCUAUGGCCGGUAUAACAAAAAAUAAUAAUAAAUCAAAUUAAGUUAUAAAUUAAAGGAGGUCCCUAUUUCUUGUUGCAAAAGUAUUCAAAAAAGCAGUGCUUAAUAUUAUAAGGUGGUAUGGAACCUUUUAUGUGCAUGUCUGACUCGCAUUUGCUGCUUUUUUCUAAUAUUAGUAGGAUCAUUGGAUAAGAUGUCAAUAUUGUUAUGCAUCAUUCUUCAGGAAAAAUUAUUUUAGAUCUUUAAAUUUUUCAAAAUAAAAAUUAAAAGUUGUCUUUCUUUUUUUUUCAGAGAACUACCAUCAAUUUCCACAUCCAGAAAUGAAUCCUGACCGUUUCAAGGCUUGGGUUCAUAUAGCUGGUGGGAAGUUAGAUAGUCCUGCUGAUUAUGAACUGUUUAGGAAGAAGGUCAUCUGUGAUAUCCAUUUUAUCGGUUGAAUUUUCUAGCUGUGCCAUCACUUCAUCUUCCUGGUAACAUUUACAUAAUUUUCAACUAAGGGCAUUAUAACUUAUUACUAAUUAUUAGAGAUAGGAUGACUUUGACAUUGGCCGACUAGUUGGCCAAGCCAAUCACUGCUUUUGGCUGAGUUUGGUUGGUAUCUGCAACAACGGCGGAUCCAGGGGGAGGGUCAUGGGGGUCAUGACCCCCCCCCCCCCUGAGCUGGUUCCAGGACUUAGGGGGACCACCAAUUGAACAUAAUGAUUUUAUUGAUAUAUUUUGUCACCAUACCAUUUUAUGUAACUACAUACCUUCAAUAUUUAAUUAAUUUAAUAUAAUAUAGUAUAAUAAUUUUGUAUGAUGGCAAACGUUUGGGAACGAACGUAUCGAAAAUUUGAAUUUUACCGCGCCACACUUGCGCGCGCUUGUCGACUACGUAACGUAGACCUAACCUCAAUCGGAAUCGGAACGACUAAACUUCAACAUAUUAUAACAUAGUUCUAAGUUAAAAAACUAAAAUUUCUUACCUAUAAUGUGUUCAUAAGUGUACCCUUAUAAAUAUUCUUAAAAAUUGUUGCUGCACAUUCAUUAAUUACAAGAAAUGGCAAGUAAUCAGUUUCUCAUUAUUCCAGUGCGUGUGUUUAAACUUAAAUGUUAUUGUUGUUAAUGUUCAUAAAGUACUUCAUAGGUAGGUGUGUGACCUACUUACUGAAAGAGUGCUGCGUGACUUAUGUACCAACCUAUAUACUUUUUGGACGAUGGAGUUUGAAGAGCAUCAAGCUUACUGACAUAACCUAAAAUCUUAGAUAAAUUCACACAAUGAAACCAAGUGUAUCGUCGUGACCACACUGAUUUUAAUGCUCUUUAAAAAUAAAAUAAUAGAGCAACCAAGAGAAUGAAUAUAGCAUGCAUAAAAACUGUGCUUUGUUUGUCGGAGCUCCUGGAGGUUGUAUACAGACAUAAACACCUUUAUGUCGACUCGUAAAAGAACCAUGUAAAGCUUUCGAUAAUUUGCUAGGAGAAAAUGGUGUUUGGCUAACACACCAGCGAAACAAAUACCACGAAUUAGCUAUCGAAGCAGGGAAGAACUUUUUAUUGAGUUUUCAUAAACCGGAAAUUAACAUAAUGAACCAAAUAAAUAGUC